AGAAUUUCUGACCUUGAAAGGAGUUGAACGUUAAAAGACAGGCGCCAUCUACGGUGCAUGCGUUAUGUAUUUGAGGUGGUGACAAUUUUCAGUCACUGAUGAGCAGCUAUGAUACAUUCCCAUUCAGGAGUAAUUAUCGGGUGUCCACUCUGCUUGGGUCGGGUGCAUAUGGACGCGUCUUCAAAGGAACUUCUAUGAAUGGUGCCACGGUGGCGUUGAAAGAGAUACUAAUACCGUCAAAUGAUGAGGGUAUACCUUUAAGCACUCUUCGAGAAAUUAGUGUUCUGAAGAAGGUACAAUCAUACAACUGUCCAUACCUUAUACAGCUGCUUGAUAUUUCACUGAAAAAAGAUCAAACCGGAAUAUCAAUCUACAUAGUCUUUGAAUAUGUCGAUUGUGAUUUGGCCCGAUUUCUUUCUAAUCAUGCACCCCAUACUGGUCUAUCUCCUGAAUCAAUCAAACACUUAUCUUGUCAAUUGCUUCGUGGCACAGACUUUCUCCACUCACAUCGUAUCAUUCAUCGUGAUUUGAAGCCAGCCAACAUUCUUAUCGAUAGAGAAACUUUACGACUUAAGAUAACUGAUUUCGGCUUAUCUCGUGUUCUAGGCUGGGAGUCUUCACUUACACCGGUUGUUGUAACAUUAUGGUAUCGAUCACCGGAGAUCUUAAUUCAGUCUGAAUAUUUAUCACCUUGUGAUAUAUGGGCUGCAGGAUGUAUUAUAGCUGAAUUAUUCAAUCUUCAGGCUCUUUUUCGUGCUGAUACAGAGAUAGAAAUGUUGAAGCUUAUAUUCAAAGUCAUCGGAGUUCCUCCUCAGUGUGAGUGGCCUACGCGAUCAUUUUUAAAACGGUCCAAUUUUGAGUCGAAUUCUCCAACUUGUCAGCUACAUUCAUGCAUUAAAACUAAAGACAGACAUGCACUUGAAUUGCUUGAAAUGAUGAUUAAAUUCGACCCAAGAAAAAGAAUUACAGCCUUCGAUGCUCUUUCGCUACCAUAUUUCCAAUGUGGUAACACCACCACCAUCACGAAUAUAUCUAAUCAGAAUAGCAUUCCACAUAAUGAAACUUUUCUAUGCAGACCAUUAUUUAAUAAUCCGCCUGCAACACAAACCAUUGGACUACAACUAUCAACGUGUUAUACAAUGAAUACUGUUUAUCCUAACCAAUCAUGUGCAGCUGCAUUGUCAUCGUAUUUACAGCAAACUAUUAAUGGUUAUAAUAAUAAUAAUAUGCCGUCGUCUGCAGUACAUUUACUACCUUGUAUUGCUGUUGGUGGUACCGGUGCCGCUGGCGUUGGCAGCAUUGGUUUCGACGAAGUUGAUGGUCGUAUUCUUCUCCCAGUUAAUAAUAAUAAUGACAAUAAUACUAAUAUACAAAGUUUACCAAAUAUAGUGAAUUUUACUUCUAAUCAUCUCAUAGGAGUUCAUAAUAAUGCCUUUACCAUAAAUCCAGGCAUUCCACCUUCAAGUAACUCUGACAUGCCUAUGAUCAAUAAUACUACCAAUGAGAUAUCAAUAUCACCAGAGAUAUCACUGUCUACAUCUACAACAACAACAUACACUGCAGUUACAAAUCUUCCAGAAGCAUUAUCAUCAUCAUCACCGCCGCCGCCGCCACCACCACUAAUACCACAACCGCCUAGACGACCAGUUACACGACAACAAACUAAAUCGAUUCGACGACAUACUACUCAGUCUACUCGAUCAUGCUUGACAGAAUUAAAUCAAACGACCAUUACCACUAGUAGUAGUAGUAGUAAUCCUGUGAAAAUUGAAUAUCAUAGUAUACAGAAAAGUCCUGCUCCAAUGCAGUCGGAAAAUAUACCUCCACAAAAUCCAGGUGGUGAUAGUAGUAGUAGUCGAGGGAGAACAAAUCCGACGAGUUGGGGUGGUGGUGGUGUGGUGGUUAGACAUAGGCGAACUGCUCGUCGUCGAACAGUUAUGGGUGUUGUAGAGAAAUCUAAUUGUUCAAAUAAAGGAAUUAAGAAGACUGAUGCAAUGAAUCACAAAACUGGUCGAAAGUCGAAAGAAAAUACUGUCUCACAGAUACCGGUGGCCCCAAAAGAGGUGGUGAAGAGUUCUGCUACCGAUAAUAAUAGUAUUAGCAGCGUUACUGAAUGUCUUCCAUAUGUCUCUCUUUGCCGAACAGAGAUUUCUUCAAAUCAGUCUACUACUCUUAGUGAUAGUAAUAAUAAUAGUAAUGCUAAUAGUAGUCGUGGAACAGCAACAAAUAUUUCUACAAAACCAAAUUAUCCUCGUGGUCGAAUUUCAGAACGUUGUCAAAAUGCUAUCAUCUCACAGGCGUCUGAUAAUCGUUAUCAUUCACACAUUCGACCAAGUAGUCGUUAUUCUCUUGGACCAUCAACCAUCUCAUCGCUUCAUUGUAUUCAUGAACAAGAAAAUACCUGUGUUAUCAAUGAAAAGAAAAAAACAUUGUCAACUGGUCGGUUAACUUCACAAACAAUUCGUUCUAGUCAACAACAGAUUGGAUAUGGUUCUUCGACAUCAUCAUUAGUGACAGCGGAGGGGGGAGCAGCGGCGAUGGCAGCAACACGAGGAUCGACAAAAAUUUCACGGCCUCCACCACCAAUACCAUCACAACCGCCAAAAUCCCUGUCAUCAUCAGCGUCGUCAUCCAUACCAGCAACAGUAUUUUGUUCCCCUCCGAAAUUGGUGCGUGUUGUCAAUCAUCAUCAUUACCAUGCCCAUGAACCAGAGUCCCCGUUUUUAAAAUCACUUAAUAGAAAAAAGACACUCCAACAGUCAUUAUUUCAUGAACACGAUAGCCUUAUCACUUAUGAAGAUGAGGCAGCGGCGACAACAGACGACGAUGAAGCAGCUGACUCAUGGAUUGAUGAUAUUGAAAAUCAACCAGCCAAUACAAGUCUUGGGAUAAAUACUGCAAUGACUGGUUUAGCGUUAGCUGGUUGUUGUAGUAGUAGCGCGGAUAGUAACAGUCAGAGUAACAGUAAUACUUCUAGUCAACAGAAGAAUACUGAGAGUAAUAAUAAUAAUCAUGAUAAUGUGGAUAGUACGAAUAAGACGACGGAUAACUGUUGGGACAACUGUAAUACACCUGUGGUAAUAAUGACAACAUCUCUUUCAACUGGUACAGAUUCUAUCCCCGUGGCAAUAUCGACUGACGCGUCUGGACAACGAAUACCAAAGAAUAAUGUCAGUGUUCAGUUAACUGCUAGCUCAAAUGGUAAUUAUUUUGUGUGACUCUCACUCUAGGUGUGUAGACAAGUGUACAGAUAGCAGCAUUUCUUGUCUUCUUUUUAUGUUUUUUUCCCCAUCUCAAACACGCUUCAGCAAGACUCGAAGUCGAAGGGUCCUACCUGCAUUUUGUCGAAAGACGUAUCUACCUUCAUUCCAAGCUUUUGUAUUACCAUUAUUAUUAUUACUACUACAAAUACUAUUGUGGUGAAAGCUUACCUCAAAAGAAGGCAUUUAUUAUUAUUUUUUUUUACUUGACUUAGAGUAUUUUUUGACGUCAAUUUUUUUAAUUACUACUAUUAUAAGUAGUAGAUGUGGGUAGUAUUUAUGUACUACUUAGCACUACUACUAGUGCUCAUUGCCAACAAACUGUUGGUCUUUGUCUGGGUCUUAUUUUUCUCUGUAUUUUGCCUCUUUUUUAUAUCACCUACUUUUUGUAUUUGACGAUUAAUUUAGUGCCUUUAUUCAUUUUUGUUGUUGGUAAUUGCUGCAUUUUUUUUCAAAAAAGUUAUUUAUAUUUAUUUAUCUCGGUGUCAAUCAAUAACCGCCGUGUGUAUUCAUUCCAAUUCAGGUUCUCAUUCCUAGGUGCCUUUACACGAAUAUUAUGAUUUCGAUUGUCUUGGUAUUUAGUUUUUCUCUGGGCUCAGAAAACUAUAUUUGUAUUUUCUUCAAUUAUUUCAGUAUUUUAUAUUCAUUAUCUUAUGCGUAUGUGUGUGUGUGUGUGUGGAGAGAGAGAGGAGGCGUCUACUAUUUCUUUCCAUUUCGCUUGAUAUUGAUGACAAGGAGCGCACGCAUUUGACGGUUAACGAAUGUGUGCGUUUGUGCGUGCAUACCUUGCUGCCCCGUUAUUCAUCACUCUGGUGGUGACUAUUGCAUUUAAAUCUCUGUAACGAUAAUCACUGUGUUGCCUUCUUCAUUCCUCAGUGCCUUUCAACGAUUUUUCUUUUACUUUUUAAUGUUUUCUCUCAUAUAUAUAUAUACUCGUUGUUGUGUCUUUGUGUAUGUAUGUAUGUGUGUGCGUGCGUGAUUGUGUGCAGUGAACUCACACAGCACCACACACACACACAGACUUUGCCCUCUCCCUUUUCAGGGUCGAAUUUUUCUUUCACCUUGAUGUUAAAUAGUGCAAAAAGCUGGUAGGGGGGAGGGUUGUGUAAGUGUCCAUUUUUAUCUGUGUGCUGUAUGUCUGUGCGUGGGUGUGUCCCUUGCUCAUUUCAUCACUGCGGGGGAGGGAGGGGCUGAGAAGGGGGCUAACUACUGCAUUUUCUAUUAAAACAUAAAUAAAUAACGCAAUAGAUCGCUGUGCUUCUUCAUUCUGCAUUUCUCGGUGCCUUUAGACGACUAGUAGUAUUACUUACUGCUUUGAUACUUCUUUUUUCUUUUACUACAUGUUUAUUUUUGAUAUUCAUUUUCGCGUAUGUGCGCGGCCUUUAAUUCCCUGUCUUCAUCACUCGAGGAGGGCCUCACAAGGGAGAGGAGGAGGGUCUGCUCCCAUUUUUGAAAACCAGAUAAAACAGACGUAUUAUUGCGCAUUUUUUUAAAAAAAAAUCUUUUGUUGUUUCUGUUAUUUUUGCUGUUGUCAAUGCAUAAUCGUGAUUACGGACAUUCUCUAAACUAUCUAUCUAUUUAUCUAUAUGUACGGUUCUACUUAUUUUCCCGCUUGAUAACAGUUGUAAAACAGAGGGGAAGGCACUUUGUGUGAAUAUAUUCAAUUCAUUAUUAUUAUUAUUAUCGUGAGUAAUAAUGUUAUAUAUAUAUGCUUGCAAAUUUUGCUGUAUAUGUCGUGUUUAUCUCAAUAUAUAUAUAUAUCUACUUA
Trichobilharzia regenti is the source of this 5028-nucleotide messenger RNA. The record is from the annotation of a GenBank genome assembly. Lineage: Eukaryota; Metazoa; Platyhelminthes; Trematoda; Strigeidida; Schistosomatidae.